GUUGAACCCUCGCGCCCCGACAACAUGGCCGUCGUGUCUCUCCCCGCCCAUUACAGCCCGCAGCGCCUGCGCUCCUAUGUCUUGCGCCUGCCGCUGGUCACCCGCCUGAUCCUGCUGGUCGUCGUGGCCCUCUGGGUAGCCACCUUUGCCAAUGCCGGCCUCCGCGAGAAAUGCGCCCUGAUUCCUGACCAAGUCAGUCUGACGGCCGCAUACCGCCUAAACACCUAUCCCGUCACCCAUUUGGGCUUCUUCCAUGUCUUCCUCAACAUUCUCGCCUUGACACCCCUCCUCGAGCGCUUCGAAGCCGAACAUGGUACAUUGGUGUCUCUUGUACUAUUUACUGGGCCGUUUGCAACGUUCCCCGGAAUUCUAUACAUCUUGAUUGAGCGUGGUCUCCUCAGAAGCAACACGGCUGUGCAGGGCGCAAGUGUUUGGGUAUUCCUUCUUCUGUCAGCAGAAGCCGUCGUCACCCACAGGGCGAACCCAUCCUUUGCCAUUGGACCUUAUAAGAUACCCACUUGGACUACUCCCCUAAUAUUCAUCGUCAUCACGAGCGCACUCGUCCCGGGCACGAGCCUGCUCGGCCAUCUCUGCGGCGCCCUGAUUGGUUACCUCUGGGGCCUGAACUACAUACGCUUCCUGGCUCCUCCGGAGAAGAUCUUACGGUGGAUCGAGUCCAAGCUUAAGCUCAUGCAGCGCGUGCCGCACUAUGUCUCCGUCGACCGGUCGACGUUCGGAAGGUAUGGUGUGCUGCCGUCUUCGACGCCGCUGCAGAGUGCCAUUGUUGGUACUACCCAACGUUUGGGUGGAGAGGUUCGGGAGGCCCAGGAAUGAGUGAGCAAGCUGAUGGUGUAUCACUUUCUGUGAUUCAUCUAUGGCGUUGGGUUAUCCGCGGAGAUCUUCCCUUCCAUUUCUCCUGUGGAAGGGUCUUUUUAGAUAAUCACUUUUCUCGGUCCAUGUUUCCUUGUUCCAUACCUAUACUUAGAGGAAGAGCAGCCUUGCAUAGGGCUCUUUACGAAACGACAAUACGCAACAAUUUUCCCCUC
This is a messenger RNA of Aplosporella prunicola CBS 121167, 1046 nucleotides long. RefSeq lists its product as uncharacterized. Bases 25 to 834 code for a protein of 269 amino acids. The record is from RefSeq and is a predicted model, not a curated record. Gene Ontology annotation, cellular component: membrane. The transcript has 5 exons. Gene Ontology annotation, molecular function: serine-type endopeptidase activity. Lineage: Eukaryota; Fungi; Ascomycota; Dothideomycetes; Botryosphaeriales; Aplosporellaceae.